CGGUUUCCUCUUCAACAGGGACAAACCUAGCAACUAUGAACUUUGAUGGUUACUUGGAGCCCAAUAUUUCGGAGAAAGUUGGACUGGUGGUCGCGCAUUCAGUGACAGCAGUCAAAGAGGGAGCUUCUGUGGCACGAGUCCUUAACCCCAUGGGUAAUACGGUCGAGUUAAAACGGGGACUACAUUUGGGUGAGUUGUAUGCAUUAACUCCAACUGAGGUUGGACCCUUUCUGACGGUCCCCGAAAUAAAUGGUAUUCAGGCUCAACCAAACAUGUCAUUCACUCUGGAAGACUCCCCAAUUACUGAAGAGCAGAGAGCUAAACUUUCUGCCCUUCUAGGGAGAUUUUGCUCUCUUUUCUGUUCCUCUGGCAAAGACCUGGGUCGCUGCAUGUUGGUCAAACAUCAUAUUCGCACGGGUGACCAUCCUCCCAUUAAACAGCGUGCAUACAGGGCUGCGCCAAAUAAACAAGCUGAAAUUGAACGGCAAGUGUCAAACCUGCUAGCUGAUGGGUUGGUUGAAGAGAGCUGCAGCCCCUGGGCUUCCCCUGUGGUGCUGGUGAAGAAAAAGGGAGGCCAGUGGCGUUUUUGCAUUGAUUAUCGCCGUUUAAAUUCAGUCACGAUCAAAGACUCGCACCCGCUGCCAAGAGUGGAUGACAGCCUAGAUGCCCUGUCCGGUUCCAUGUGGUUUAGCACGCUGGAUUUUUCGAACGUUUACUGGCAGGUAGAAGUAGCUGAGGAAGAUCGUGGGAAGACAGCUUGUACGACAGGCAGGGGGCUCUAUCAGUGGCGGGCUAUGCCCAUGGGUCUAAGUAAUUCGCCUGCCACAUUUCAGCGGAUGAUGGAGCUCGUGCUCCGAGGCUUGCCAUGGCAUAUUUGCUUGGUGUAUUUGGAUGAUAUUCUGAUUUACAGCCGCUCUUUUGAGGAUCACAUGCACCACUUGGAAGUGGUUUUAACAAGAAUUAAGGAUGCAGGGUUGAAGCUUAACUCUCAAAAGUGCCAUUUUGCCAGAGAUAAUGUGGUUUUCUUAGGUCAUGUUGUUUCCAGAGAGGGGCUUGAGCCAGACCCAAGAAACACUGACAAAGUGAAAAGUUGGCCAACUCCCCGCACACCGUCCGAGGUGAGAGCCUUUGUGGGUUUAUGCUCAUAUUUAUUUAUUUAUUUAUUUAUUCGUUUAGAGGUGGAAGGUUUGGAGCGUGUGGUGGCGUAUGCCAGUCAGGCUCUAACGCACACUCAAAAACGGUGGGCCACUUUUGACAGGGAGCUGUGGGCUAUAGUAUGGGCAGUUCCUGAACAGGAGCUCCUCCUACCUUCUCUGAGUGUCGAUGAUGCGGAGCUGCAACAGUUACAGAGGGAAGAGGCUGACAUUAGUGUGGUGGUGACUUGGUUGGACCAGGGCAGCGAGCAGCGUGUUCAGAUAGUGGUUCCCUCAGUGAUAGUCCCUGACCUGCUGGAGCGGUUACAUGGUGGACCUGCAGCUGCUCACUUUUCGGCUGAGAGAACUGCGCAGACGGUGGCUCGCUGUUUGUUUGAGGAUUAUGUGCUGGUGCAUGGAAUACCAGAGGUUCUUCACAGCGACCAAGGGCGACAAUUUGAGGCCGAGGUGAUUAAGUUCUUGUGUCAGUGGAUGGGAACAAAGAAGACCCGUACCACAGCUUACCAUCCAAAAUCUGAUGGCAUGGUGGAGCGUCAUAAAAGGACGGUAAUUGAUCAGUUGGCAAAAAUGUUGCUGUCCCAUGGGGGGAUCCUGGAGGUCCUCUUCAGCCAAGAGAGGAGGGACUCCCUGAAAGAGAUGCUUCGAACACUGUACCAGAGGACAAUUCAAUGGCGGUUCCCGGGUAUUCCCGCUGUGGACGGCGGUUGA
This is a messenger RNA of Oryzias latipes (Japanese medaka), 1862 nucleotides long. Lineage: Eukaryota; Metazoa; Chordata; Actinopteri; Beloniformes; Adrianichthyidae. The record is from RefSeq and is a predicted model, not a curated record.